AUGCUUUCCUGGUGCGCGUGGAGGCGUCCGAAUCUUGUCGUACAUUGUGGCAAGGUGCGUCAGCGGCACAGCUUCCAGGUGAUGCUGACGUGGCGUCGUUCUGCGCAAGUUGUGGGCACUGCCAUCCCGCUGUGUGAGCGCGUCCGUCAGGAGAUGCUGCCCGAGUCGCGUUUCUGGACUUUGCUAUCGGGCCGCCCAGCAGCAUUAUAUUGCCUUGGACACCCACCGCUCCUUGGCAAAGUGCCGCAAGGCAAGGAGUCCCUCGGCAGGGUUGUGCAUGUUCCCAUCCAUUGGCUAGGAUUCAACCCACACUUCGGCGAGGUUUCAACCAAGGUUUCAAUCAAGCAGCCCUGA
This is a messenger RNA of Ostreobium quekettii, 354 nucleotides long. Lineage: Eukaryota; Viridiplantae; Chlorophyta; Ulvophyceae; Bryopsidales; Ostreobiaceae. The record is from the annotation of a GenBank genome assembly.